Messenger RNA from Propithecus coquereli (Coquerel's sifaka), 3093 nucleotides. It is a transcript of the gene ATP6V0A1, whose product is annotated as ATPase, H+ transporting, lysosomal V0 subunit a1. Gene Ontology annotation, cellular component: vacuolar proton-transporting V-type ATPase complex; plasma membrane; vacuolar proton-transporting V-type ATPase, V0 domain. The coding region runs from base 77 to 2356 and encodes 759 amino acids. The transcript is spliced from 20 exons. Gene Ontology annotation, biological process: vacuolar acidification; proton transmembrane transport. Gene Ontology annotation, molecular function: proton-transporting ATPase activity, rotational mechanism; ATPase binding. Lineage: Eukaryota; Metazoa; Chordata; Mammalia; Primates; Indriidae. The record is from RefSeq and is a predicted model, not a curated record.
UGCGGCGGCUGCUGUGGCGGCGGCGGCAGGUUGGAGAGAAAUCCAGGUACUUAGUUGACUGGUACCUUCUGCCACCAUGGGGGAGCUUUUCCGGAGUGAGGAGAUGACACUGGCCCAGCUUUUUCUGCAGUCAGAAGCUGCUUAUUGUUGCGUCAGUGAAUUAGGAGAACUCGGAAAGGUCCAGUUUCGUGAUUUAAAUCCAGAUGUAAAUGUUUUCCAGCGGAAAUUUGUGAAUGAAGUUAGAAGAUGUGAAGAAAUGGAUCGAAAGCUUCGAUUUGUUGAAAAAGAGAUAAGAAAAGCUAACAUUCCAAUUAUGGACACUGGCGAAAACCCAGAGGUGCCCUUCCCCCGGGACAUGAUUGAUUUAGAGGCUAAUUUUGAGAAGAUUGAGAAUGAACUGAAGGAAAUCAACACAAACCAGGAAGCUCUGAAGAGAAACUUCCUGGAGCUAACUGAAUUAAAAUUUAUACUGCGCAAAACUCAGCAGUUUUUUGAUGAGAUGGCGGAUCCAGACCUGUUGGAAGAGUCCUCAUCCCUCUUGGAGCCAAGCGAGAUGGGAAGAGGCACGCCUUUAAGACUUGGCUUCGUUGCUGGUGUGAUUAACCGGGAGCGCAUCCCUACUUUUGAGCGCAUGCUUUGGCGGGUGUGCCGGGGAAACGUGUUCCUGCGACAGGCUGAAAUUGAGAACCCCCUGGAGGAUCCUGUGACUGGUGACCACGUGCACAAGUCUGUGUUUAUCAUUUUCUUCCAAGGCGAUCAGCUGAAAAACAGAGUCAAGAAGAUCUGCGAAGGGUUCCGGGCCUCACUCUAUCCCUGUCCUGAGACACCACAGGAGAGGAAGGAAAUGGCUUCCGGGGUUAAUACCAGGAUUGAUGACCUCCAAAUGGUUCUGAAUCAAACGGAGGAUCACCGCCAGAGGGUUCUGCAGGCAGCCGCUAAGAACAUCCGUGUCUGGUUCAUCAAGGUGCGGAAGAUGAAGGCCAUCUACCACACCUUGAACCUGUGCAACAUAGAUGUGACCCAGAAGUGCCUGAUUGCGGAGGUCUGGUGCCCCGUCACCGACCUUGACUCCAUCCAGUUUGCACUGAGAAGGGGCACGGAACACAGUGGCUCCACCGUACCCUCCAUUUUGAACAGGAUGCAAACAAACCAGACUCCUCCAACCUAUAACAAAACCAACAAGUUUACCUAUGGCUUUCAGAACAUAGUAGAUGCUUACGGAAUUGGAACUUACCGAGAGAUCAAUCCAGCUCCAUAUACCAUCAUCACUUUCCCUUUUCUGUUUGCUGUGAUGUUUGGGGACUUUGGCCAUGGCAUUUUGAUGACCCUUUUUGCUGUGUGGAUGGUAUUAAGGGAGAGCCGGAUCCUUUCCCAGAAGAAUGAAAAUGAGGUAAUGGUAGAUGUUGACUUUGAAGCACCUAUUUGGAACAUUGCUACCAAUAAACUGACCUUCCUCAACUCCUUUAAGAUGAAGAUGUCUGUUAUCCUCGGCAUCAUCCAUAUGUUGUUUGGAGUCAGCUUGAGCCUUUUCAACCAUAUCUAUUUCAAGAAGCCCCUGAAUAUAUACUUUGGAUUUAUUCCUGAAGUAAUCUUCAUGACCUCUUUGUUUGGCUACUUAGUUAUCCUUAUUUUUUACAAGUGGACAGCCUACGAUGCUCAUACAUCUGAGAAUGCACCAAGCCUUCUGAUCCACUUCAUAAACAUGUUCCUCUUCUCCUACCCAGAGUCUGAUAAGUCAAUGCUGUAUUCUGGACAGAAAGGAAUUCAGUGUUUCCUGGUAGUGGUUGCGCUACUGUGUGUACCUUGGAUGCUGCUAUUUAAAUCACUGGUCCUUCGCCAUCAGUACUUGAGGAGGAAGCAUUUGGGAACUCUCAACUUUGGUGGGAUCAGGGUGGGCAACGGACCGACAGAGGAGGAUGCUGAGAUUAUUCAGCAUGACCAGCUCUCCACCCACUCAGAGGACGCGGAAGAGUUUGACUUUGGGGACACCAUGGUCCACCAGGCCAUCCACACCAUCGAGUACUGCCUGGGCUGCAUCUCCAACACCGCCUCCUACCUGCGGCUCUGGGCCCUCAGCCUUGCUCAUGCACAGCUGUCUGAGGUGCUUUGGACCAUGGUGAUCCACAUCGGCCUGAGUGUGAAGAGCUUGGCAGGAGGUCUGGCACUUUUCUUCAUCUUCGCCGCCUUUGCCACCCUGACUGUGGCCAUCCUCCUGAUCAUGGAGGGCCUCUCAGCCUUCCUCCACGCGCUGCGGUUACACUGGGUCGAGUUCCAGAAUAAAUUCUACAGUGGGACCGGUUUCAAGUUCCUGCCCUUCUCCUUCGAGCACAUUCGGGAAGGGAAGCUUGAGGAGUGAGCCCCUGCCAGGACUGUGCACCCCUGGCCGCCCUCCCUGCCUCCCUCCACAGUGACUGGUUGUGCUCCUUUGCCUGUUGGGUGUGAUCCCUGGGCACCAGGGCAUGUGUCACCCCCAUCUGUGAGUCAUUUAGCUAGAACGGGUCCUCCAUAGGCCUCCCGCCACCCCCAGCUGUGUGUGUAGUGUAGUGAUGUCCUGGAGAGCAGCUGGGCUCUGGCUGUCACGCGGAGUCACUGGGCACCAGUUGUGCCCUCCUGGCCUCCAGCCAGCCAAAGACAGUCCUUCUGCGUCCUCUGGUGGUGAACCCAUCUGUGUGUUCACACACAGCCCUCUGGGCUCCCCACGCCCGUUGUGGAUGGAAGGAGCACCAGUGCCACCCACAUCUAGACUUUGGGUCCCCUGUACCUGUCACUGGUGGUGGUGGGGGGGGUUGGGCAUUACAGGUUCUCUCUCAGAAAGGGGACACUCUUUAACAUGUCCCACCUUUGGGUUAGCAGAGGUAGGUCAAGGAAGAUGGUACUUUUGCCCUUUGCCCACCCCCUUUGGGGCUUGUUAAUCAGGAAUUCAGCUGAAUCCAACUGGGCCAUCGUGAGUGGCUUCUCCCUGUCACCCCCCAACCCUGCACUUCCACCCUCUCCCCCUCUCUCCCCGUUUGCACCCAGCACGAUGUCACACAGCUGGGAGUGCCCCAGAACGGAGGUCUGGCUGGCCCGGCAGCACACAGGGCUUCCCUCCCU